GGAAUCUACCACUAAAUCAAUAGACAUACAGACAUUUGCUUCGUGCAGAUCUUGAGCGACUUUACUGCAUUUUGUUCAUCAAAAUAACAAAUUUCAUCAGCUUUCCUGCCUUUGAAUCACUUUAGAUGCAAUUGUGAAAUGGUUUCCCGAGUUUACAAUCCGAGUAAUCUGCAGUCACCCAAGUCAGUUUUCUUUUAACCGUCAAUCGGUUGAGACAACAAAAACUUAAGAUCGCUUCUGCGUAGUGUCGUGAAUAAGAAAUGUUCUUUUAUCACCGGAGUGCAAUUGCUAUAAAUAACCGGUUCAAACGUUUCUAUAUCUUUUCAAACGGGAAUUACUUUGUAUAGUGCGCCAAGUAUAUGUUCUGCUUGGAGGCCCUCGAGCACACAAGCAAACCUUUGUAGGCUGAUAAAGGCUUCACACCCAGCGAGCGGGUAGGAAACGAGAAUCAUGGCGUCAUUCUUCAGCCUCUUCGAUCCAGCGCAGUCCGAUGAGGUAUACGCCAGUGACGAUGAUGAUAUGAACAACAACAGCAAUAGUCAAAGUGAUAGCGAUAGCAAUAGUAACUUCUCAUGCAGCCCAAAAAUUGAAAUUGAUUUCGACAAAGGAAGUCUUCCACCCGAACCUCAACAAGGAAAUGUCGAAUAUAAAUUGAAACUUAUCAGUCCUUCUAAGCAGCGUUUCGAGCACUUGGUGACACAAAUGAAAUGGAGGCUACGAGAGGGUCAUGGAGAAGCUAUAUACGAAAUAGGAGUCUCGGAUUCAGGACAUCUUCAUGGAUUGGCUGACAAUGACAUGACUGCAUCACUGCAAACACUACAACAAAUGGCUCAAAAGCUCGGUGCAUCUACGACAGUUUUACGAAGGAAAUCAUUAGGCAAUAGACGUUCUGUAGUUGAAGUCCUCGUGCGAAGGAUUCCGGAUGAUCAACACAAUAUUGAAGUUAGACUUGCAGUCCUCGGCGGUGCAGAUGCUGGUAAAUCUACACUAUUAGGGGUACUUACUCAAGGCGAAUAUGAUAACGGACGAGGGCGAGCCCGUUUGAACAUGUUUCGCCAUAUGCAUGAAAUUCAAUCUGGACGCACCUCAUGCAUAUCACACGAAACUUUGGGCUUUGAUGCUGAAGGAAAUGUCAUAAACUACAAAUAUAACGAAAUGAUGACGUCCGAAGAAAUAAGUGAUCGAUCCACAAAACUUGUAACUUUCAUGGAUUUGGCUGGACACCGGCGAUAUUUAAAAACGACGGUGCAGGCGCUGUCGGGAUACUCCCCACAUUAUGCAAUGCUAGUAGUGUCAGCCGUAUCCGGUUUCAGUGUUAUGGCAAAAGAGCAUCUCUCACUUGUCCGAGCCUUGGAAAUGCCAUUUUUCGUGGUCAUAACAAAAGUUGACAUCAAAUCGCCUGACGACACCCUACAGGAGCUCAAAAAUAUCCUCACAUCUGUAGGUUGUCGCAAAGUCCCAUUCGUUGUUCAAUCAGACGAUGACGUGCUCACUGCCGGAUCAAAUUUCUCAUCCGAAAAAGUUGUUCCCAUAUUUUGCGUUUCUAACGUUACAGGAACAGCAUUGAACCUUUUAACAGAGUUUCUCUAUGUCCUAUCUCCCGGAAUAAGCAAUGCAGAGAAAGAACGACUUGAGCAAGAAGCAGGUGAAUUCCAGGUUGACGAAAUCUUCCGAGUAGCAGGAGUUGGAAAUGUAUUAGGAGGCCUUUUGGUGAAGGGAGUUUUAACAGAGAAAAUGCGAAUGCAGUUGGGUCCACUGCGGGACGGUUCGUUCAUGCCAGUCGUUGUACGAUCAAUCCAUCGAAAUCGAGCGCAAUGCCGAGUGGUACGAGCUGGCCAGAGUGCUUCAUUAGCAUUUACACAGAAUACUAAGCUUCCGCCGCUAAGGAGCGGUAUGGUACUGCUAUCAGAUAAUGGAAAUGAGAACGAUUCUGCUCCGUAUGGAACCUAUUUCUUUCAGGCUAAAGUUGCCGUGCUCUUCCACGCUACUGCCAUCUACGUCGGCUUCCAAACAACCGUUCACAUCGGCAGCAUCCGACAAACAGCCAUAAUUCGCGGAAUAAUGGGCGGCGGAAAAAUUGGAACCAAUGAUAGUGCAUCCGUAAUGUUCGAGUUUGUUUGCCAUCCAGAAUAUGUACGGCCCGGCAUGCGCGUUCUAUUCCGUGAAGGAGAAACCAAGGGAAUUGGGCAUGUGACGCAAGUUUUCCCACUUAAUCGUAAAUUCAAUUAAGUAGAGUCAGGAGUACAUGGAUUAAAGCAAAUUUUCAACUAAUAUUAACACUUUCUUGAGAAAUUUUAACAGAAAAGGAGGAGAUGAAACCGAAUAUGUUUAAACUAAUCAAUAGCUUAAUUGUCUUGAAAUAUUUUCAUGUGUUUGGAAACGAGAAACAUAUCUGUGAUUUGAAUGUUAGGAAAAGUAUGAUUUUUGUUUUACUAGGAGUUAGUAUUAAUUUUACCCAAAAAGGAAGCAGGAAAAACAAGCACAUUUUGCGACUCUGUGAGGAAAUCUCGCGAUUCAUUCAUUGACAUCUGCCAAUUGCUGUCGAUAGUUAUUGUAAUUAAAAGUCAACAUAAACAAGAAUGAGCUCUUUUAAGUUCUUACUCAGUCUUCUUAUUUUAAACAUUUUUUGCGUGAAUUAACUUUAUUUUAUUUAUGACUCUCUCCAGUUUCGAACUAAAAUCCAAGACUUUCGUCAUAGAAUAUGCGCAUAAGAUUCUGUAAAAUGGUUUUAAUUUUAUGUAGUAAAACUACGACAAUGAAAUUUCAAAUAAAUAUAAGUUUCAGAAAUCAA
Messenger RNA from Hermetia illucens (black soldier fly), 2791 nucleotides. RefSeq names its product GTP-binding protein 2. The coding region runs from base 451 to 2229 and encodes 592 amino acids. The record is from RefSeq and is a predicted model, not a curated record. NCBI's taxonomy places the organism in Eukaryota, Metazoa, Arthropoda, Insecta, Diptera, Stratiomyidae. Gene Ontology annotation, molecular function: GTP binding; translation elongation factor activity; GTPase activity. The transcript has 3 exons. Gene Ontology annotation, biological process: translational elongation.